AUGUGUCUAUGUGAUGAUUAUGGAUCGCAACGCUCAGCAAAUUGUUUUGAAUUUAAUCAUAAUAUGAAAUUUGAUUGUUCAAGUCAAAGUGUCUGCGAAAAUGAAGGGCAAUGCUUUCAAGACUCUUCAGAUUGUUCAAAAAACUCAACAUACACUUGUCAACCGCGCUUUUAUGGAUCACGAUGCCAAUUUAGUUCAAAUGGAUUUGUUCUAUCACUUGAUACUAUCAUUGGUUAUCAUAACCAGCCACAUACAAAUAUUAUCCAUCAACCAAUAAUUAUAAAAAUUACUGUAGCAUUAACUGUGAUUUUUAUGGUAAUAGGAUUAAUCAAUGAUUUGUUAACUUUCAUUACAUUUAAUAAUAAAUCUAUGUGCCAAACUAGCUGUGGCUUUUAUUUAUUAAUCUCAUCAAAUGUUACUUUUUUCAUAACGCUUAUAUUUUCAUUGAAGUUUUGGAUACUUCUUCUUGUACAAAUGGCAGUUAUAUGA
This is a messenger RNA of Rotaria socialis, 489 nucleotides long. NCBI's taxonomy places the organism in Eukaryota, Metazoa, Rotifera, Eurotatoria, Philodinida, Philodinidae. The record is from the annotation of a GenBank genome assembly.